Molecule: messenger RNA, 3026 nt
Organism: Nymphaea colorata (pocket water lily)
Lineage: Eukaryota; Viridiplantae; Streptophyta; Magnoliopsida; Nymphaeales; Nymphaeaceae
Product: nucleoporin NSP1-like
Exons: 6
Coding region: 22-2817 (931 amino acids)
Source: RefSeq, a predicted model, not a curated record
GGGGAGAGAAGGGAAGGAGCGAUGGCUACAGGCAGUAACCAGAUCUGGCCUGCGAAUGGAGGGUUCACAUUGGCACAAUGGCAACAGCUUCAGCUACAACAGAAGGUAUUUAGGUAUAUCAGAGCGAGGCUUCGUGUGCCCGUGGACCUCAUUGCCCGUCUGGGGUGCCAACACGGUGAACAUAAUUGCUGCUUUCAGAGCCAUUGCUUUAGUGGUCAACGCUACCACCCUUGUGAGAUUCAAGGACAUGUUUCUCGGAUUACACCGAAUGGAAGGAGGGGAUCAAGGAGGUCAAAAAAAGUUGUGAGAGACCAGGCACACCGCCAUGAAGGACCAAACAAAAUGGCGGGCGAUGAGGUAGGAGAACCUUCACAACCCGUGGCACCAACCAAUCUUCAAUCGACGGAUGCACCACUGCAUGAUUUAUCCAUGGAGGGCUCAGUUGACAGGGCUACAUGUCGACCAUCUUCUCCUAAUACCCACUCUGAUGAAAAGACAGAGAGCAAUGACCUAUCCAUUUCCGAACCAGUAGAUGGCACCAACAAUAGAAGCACUCUACCUGCACCUUCUUCAUGUACAAGCCAAAGUCCAUCCUCCUUUCUUUUGGUCUUACCCUUACCAACAGAAACGCCAAAGGGCUUAGCACCAUUUGAAACAGAGAAUUCAGGCGUAUACUCAUCGGCUACUCAAAGUGAUCACCUGUCAAUUUUCCAAUCAGUAGAUAACAUCAACAACGAAAGCAACAUACCUGCGCUUUCUUUACCAACAAGCCAAGGCCCAACCUCCUCUCCUUUGGUCUUAUCGUUACCAAUAGAAAUCUCCAAGGGCUUAGCACCAUUUGAAACUAAAAAUGCAGACGUAGACUCGUCGGCCACCGAGAGUGAUGACCUAUCAAUUCCCCAACCAGUAGAUGACAUCAACAGCAGAAGCUUCAUACCCAUGUCUUCUACAAGCUCAGGUCCAUCCUCCCCUCCUUUGUUCUUAGCUUUAACAACAAAAACAAAAACCUCAGGGGUACCAUUUGAAACCGAGAAUGUAGGCACAGAAUCAUUGGCCACUGAGAGUUCUGACCUAUCAAUUCCCCAACCAGUAGAUAGCAUCAACAAAAGAAGCUCCACAUCCUCGCCGCCUUUGCCAACUAGCUUAGGCCCUUCCUCUCCUUUGCACUUCGCUUUACCAGCAAAAACGAAAAUCUCUAGAGGCUUAGCACCAUUUGAAAUUGACAAUGCAGGUGUGAACUCAUUAGCCACCGAGAAUGACAAUCUAUCAAUUAUUCAACCACCAGAAGGCAUCAACAACAGAAGCCUUAUACCCACGCGUUCCUUGCCAACAAGCUCAUGUCCAUCCUCCUCUCCUUUAGUCUUAGCUUUACCAGCAAACACAAAAACCUCGAGGGGCUUAGCACCAUUUGAAACUGAGAAUGCAGGUGUAGACUCACCGACCACGGAGAGUGACGUCCUAUCAAUUCACCAACCAGUAGACGGCAUGAACAACAGAAACUACUCCUUAAUCACACCUUCUUUGCCAACAAGCUUAGGACUAUCCCCCUCUCAUUUGGUCAUAGUUUUACCAACAAAAACAAAAAUACCCAGGGGCUCAGGAUUAUUGGAAACCAAGAAUGCAGGUGUGGUCUCAUCAAUGACGGACGCCCUUUGUCGAGUAAAGACAAUAGGUGCUACGCCAUAUGGCUACUCAGCUCCAUCAUCUCUAACAUUUUCCACUCCGCGAAGGAGUCAUGUUUUGAUUAGACCAACAGAUAUCAGAAACAUCAGAGUUUCAAACCCUUCUAAGCGAUUGAGAAUGUCUACUUGGUAUUCAUCAUUAGUAAGUGGUACACCACCCUCAUCUACAGCACCAACAUCUGGCCAUUCUUUACUUGCACAAGCUGAAGGAAUUCCUGCAAGUAUGUCUACGUGGGUCUCAAGGCCUAAUGCACAGGUCUUCCAAGAAGCCACACCUAGGGCACCAAGCACUGGUGUUCCUGCAAAUCGCGCCCCCAACUCAUCAUCAACAAAAACUGCAUCAUUGAGAGAACAUUGUGCUCCUUGGUUGGCAAAACAGAGAAAGGCUGCCAAACCUCCUUAUGUCCUAGCUUUAGCAGCCCAAAGGGUCGUCAACAACAAGAGGAAGAAAAGGAGAAACAUGGAAGCUACAACAACUAAUCAAGAAACUCAAGCUGCUGCUCCGACCCGGAAGAAAGAUCGAUUGACUGCCAACCAAAACGGCAGCAGUUCUUGUAGAGGAAAUGUCAACAGAGAAGAAGAAGGCACUAAAACCCAAGCAACCGCAGAUGCAGCUAUGUCCACACAUUCUACACCAGCUCUGACAGAUUCCAACAUUGGCGUGGCUACCAGCUCUGCUACAUCACUUAUUACUGAGCUUCUCAAUGCUUCAAUUACACGGAGCAAUCAAAUUCAAUGUGCCUCUCAGAAAGGGUACAUUGAAGAAGUUCCUCCUCAAAGAAGAUGUCUUCGUAAUAACAGUUCAAAGAAGGAGUACGUCUACCAUCCAUUCUAUCGUGACACUCCAGAUGAACUACAAGCAGUUUUUUGUGCUUCCAUGCCCACAUUGUCAAUUACAGCAAGUGCCACAUCCCCUUCAACAAAUUGUGUAUCCAUUGCAUUUCAUGCCGAUUUAUCUGACAAAAAAACAGGAUUGAGAUUCAUAGUUCCAUCUGAUCCUAACUCUGACGUUUCCUUCCAAGUCUCUGAACCGAAAGCCCAGCCAAAAGAAGAGACACAAACCCCUCUACAAGGACUGAAUCUUGAGAUGAUCCCAGUUGUCUCAGAAAAAGAAGUGCACGUCAUAGAACCCUGAUAUGACCAACAAUAGCGCCUGAUUUGCUUAGCAUGCUGUAUCGUCUUUCUGGUGUUUUCUUUUGUACAAGAUGGCAUCUAUCUUCGUUUAGGUUCCUCUUCAGUUUGUUGUGCGCACAAUAAGAAACCAACAUGCCACCAUCGUUUGUUGUUCUUCGCAUUCAUUUUGUAUUUGGUCACUUGUUUGACAAAAUUGUGGUUUGUGGUGCU